This is a messenger RNA of Mesocricetus auratus (golden hamster), 5817 nucleotides long. It is a transcript of the gene Ptpn21, whose product is annotated as protein tyrosine phosphatase non-receptor type 21. Gene Ontology annotation, molecular function: protein tyrosine phosphatase activity. The transcript has 19 exons. The record is from RefSeq and is a predicted model, not a curated record. Gene Ontology annotation, cellular component: cytoskeleton. Gene Ontology annotation, biological process: protein dephosphorylation. Bases 387 to 3923 code for a protein of 1178 amino acids. Lineage: Eukaryota; Metazoa; Chordata; Mammalia; Rodentia; Cricetidae.
GGAGGGACGCGGGCCCCGCAGCUCCGAUCCCAGCCUCUGAGCUUCCCCAGCGAGUCCCGCAGCGACCCGGCGGCUGCGUGCAGAGUGUGCGGCCGGAGCGCGGGCCCGGGACGCGGACGGGAGAGCGGCGGCCGCGCGGAGGGAGCCCGGGGAGGCGGGACGCAGAGCGGGCGCGUGGCCCCGACCCGGCGGGAGCGGGAGCAGCUCUGGCGUGGAUGUCCCCAUCACUUGGCCUUUGGAGACUCAGUUGCUUUUUAAUGGCGGCAGCGGCUGUUGGAUGAGUAACUGGAGACUGGAGUUUGUUUUGACACCAGAGGGUCGCUUUGGCUUGGCUCCAUCACUGCUGGAUCGUUCCUUCCUGGCCCCUCCACUGUUGAAGGGAGAAGAUGCCACUGCCAUUUGGACUGAAAUUGAAACGCACCCGGCGCUACACUGUGUCCAGCAAGAGCUGCCUGGUUGCCCGGAUCCAGCUGCUCAAUAAUGAAUUUGUGGAAUUCACUUUGUCUGUGGAGAGCACUGGCCAGGAGAGCCUAGAAGCUGUAGCCCAAAGACUGGAGCUGAGGGAGGUCACUUACUUCAGCCUGUGGUACUACAACAAGCAGAGCCAGCGUCGCUGGGUGGAUUUGGAGAAGCCUCUAAAGAAGCAGUUGGACAAGCACGCUUUGGAGCCCACGGUCUACUUGGGAGUGGUGUUUUAUGUGCCGAACGUUUCCCAGCUGCAGCAGGAGGUCACCAGGUAUCAGUAUUACCUGCAGCUGAAGAAAGAUAUUUUGGAAGGAAACCUUCCCUGCACAUUAGAACAAGCCAUUCAGCUAGCUGGUUUAGCUGUUCAAGCUGAUUUUGGUGACUUUGAUCAGUAUGAAUCCCAAGACUUCCUUCAGAAAUUUGCCUUGCUUCCUGUGGGCUGGCUGCAGGACGAAAAUGUGCUGGAAGAAGCAACCCAAAAAGUGGCCUUACUACAUCAGAAAUACAGAGGGCUACCAGCUCCUGAAGCUGAAAUGCUGUACAUGCAGGAAGUAGAGAGAAUGGAUGGUUAUGGAGAGGAGAGCUACCCUGCCAAGGAUAGCCAAGGAAGUGACAUAUCCAUCGGUGCUUGUCUUGAUGGCAUCUUUGUGAAACAUAAGAAUGGAAGACCUCCUGUGGUAUUCAGGUGGCACGACAUUGCUAACAUGUCCCACAACAAGUCCUUCUUUGCAUUAGAGCUGACAAACAAAGAGGAGACCAUUCAGUUUCAAACUGAAGACAUGGAAACAGCGAAGUACGUGUGGAGGCUGUGUGUUGCACGGCACAGAUUUUACAGGCUAAACCAGUGUGACCUGCAAACUCAGACUGCCACCUUGAACCCAGUCAGGAGGGGCUCAUCUUCCAGGAUGUCUCUGCCUAAACCCCAGCCCUAUGCGAUGCCUCCCCCGCCCCAGCUGCAUUAUAACGGACAUUAUUCAGAGCCGUUUACUUCCUCCCAAGAUAACAUCUUUGUGCCCAACAAGAAUGGAUUCUAUUGUCACUCCCAGACAAGUCUGGACAGAACCCAAAUGGACCUCAGCGGCCGCAUCCGCAACGGCAGCGUCUACAGUGCACACAGCACGAACUCCUUAAAUACCCCCCAGCCCUACUUGCAGCCCUCCCCAAUGUCUUCCAACCCAAGUAUUACUGGCAGUGAUGUCAUGAGAGCUGACUACAUCCCGUCGCAUCGGCACAGCGCCCUGAUCCCCCCGUCUUACCGCCCCACCCCCGACUAUGAGACCGUGAUGAAGCAGCUCAACAGAGGCCUGGUGCAUGCAGGCAGGCACAGCCACUCGCUGAGGAACCUCAACAUCGGCAGUUCCUACGCAUACAGCAGGCCGGAUGCCUUGGUCUACAGCCAGCCUGAGAUCCGGGAGCAUGCGCACCUUACCUCUCCCCAGUCGGCUCACUACCCGUUUAACCUGAACUACAGUUUCCACAGUCAGUCUCCGUACCCCUACCCUGCCGAGAGGCGCCCCGUGGUGGGUGCUGUCAGUGUGCCUGAGCUGACAAAUGCGCAGCUCCAGGCCCACGACUACCCAGCUCCAAACAUUAUGAGAACCCAGGUAUACCGGCCACCCCCGCCGUACCCAUACCCGAGGCCGGCCAACAGCACCCCAGACCUGUCCCGUCACCUCUACAUCAGCAGCAGCAACCCGGAUCUCAUCACCAGGCGCGUCCACCACUCGGUGCAGACCUUCCAGGAGGACAGCCUGCCCGUGGCGCACUCUCUGCAGGAGGUCAGCGAGCCGCUCACAGCAGCUCGGCAUGCCCAUCUGCAGAAGAGGAACAGUAUUGAAAUUGCGGGCCUCACACAUGGCUUCGAAGGCCUGAGGCUCAAGGAGAGGACCAUGUCGGCCUCAGCGGCAGACGUGGCUCCGCGGACUUUCUCAGCCGGCUCCCAGUCCAGUGUCUUCUCUGACAGAACAAAGCAAGAGGAGGGUGAAGAACAGGAGAGCGACAGAUACAGCCACAAGAAGUCCCUUUCUGAUGCCACCAUGCUGAUACACAGCAGCGAGGAGGAAGAGGACUUGGACGAGGACAGCGGCAGAGCACACGCUGUCUCAGCUGUGUCCGAGCCCCGCCUGACCGCCACCUACUCUCAGGAGCAACAGCUAAGCUACCCCUGUGCUUCCGUGACCACAGUUGCCGGCCCCCUGCAUAUCCUUGAGCCCAAGUCCCAUUUUACGGAGCCCGAGAAGAGGGUGAAGGACAUCAGCCCUGUCCACCUGGUGGUGGAGACCCAUCGGCCCCGGAGAGAUGGGCUGCUGACCCCCUCCAUGUCCGAGUCUGACCUCACCACUUCAGGGAGGUACCGAGUGAGGAGGGACUCUCUCAAGAAAAGGCCAGUGUCAGAUCUCCUCUCGGGGAAGAAGAACAUCGUGGAAGGACUUCCACCACUCGGGGGAAUGAAGAAGACUCGAGCAGAUGCAAAAAAGAUCGGUCCCCUUAAGCUGGCUGCCCUCAAUGGACUCUCCCUGUCCCGACUGCCUCUGCCUGAUGAAGGGAAGGAAGUGCCCACCAGGGCAACGAAUGAUGAGAGGUGUAAGAUUCUGGAACAGCGCUUAGAGCAAGGAAUGGUCUUCACCGAAUAUGAAAGGAUUCUUAAAAAACGGCUAGUUGAUGGGGAGUGCUCAACAGCCAGGCUCCCUGAAAAUGCAGAAAGAAAUCGAUUCCAAGACGUGCUUCCCUAUGAUGAUGCGAGAGUAGAGUUGGUACCAACCAAGGAGAACAACACUGGCUACAUCAACGCGUCACAUAUUAAGGUCUCUGUCAGUGGAAUUGAAUGGGAUUAUAUUGCCACACAGGGGCCAUUACAAAAUACCUGCCAGGACUUUUGGCAGAUGGUGUGGGAACAGGGAAUCUCAAUCAUAGCAAUGGUGACAGCGGAAGAGGAGGGUGGCAGGGAGAAGAGCUUCAGGUAUUGGCCAAGGCUUGGUUCAAGGCACAACACCGUCACCUAUGGAAGGUUUAAGAUCACAACUCGCUUCCGCACGGACUCGGGCUGCUAUGCCACUACAGGCUUGAAGAUGAAGCACCUGCUCACAGGGCAGGAGAGGACAGUUUGGCAUCUCCAGUAUACAGACUGGCCCGAGCAUGGCUGUCCUGAAGACCUCAAGGGAUUUUUAUCAUACCUUGAAGAGAUCCAGUCUGUCCGGCGUCAUACAAACAGUACCAGUGAACCCCAAAGCCCCAACCCUCCAUUGCUGGUACAUUGCAGUGCUGGCGUGGGAAGGACUGGUGUCGUCAUUUUGUCAGAGAUCAUGAUUGCCUGUCUGGAGCACAACGAGGUGCUGGACAUCCCCAGAGUGCUGGACAUGCUAAGACAACAGAGAAUGAUGCUGGUGCAGACGCUUGGCCAGUAUACGUUCGUGUACAGAGUUCUCAUCCAGUUCCUCAAAAGCUCCAGGCUCAUUUAAGCUCCCACAUCCUUCUAUGGGGACCCAAUCAUGUGAAGUGUUUACAGCUUAAAGAAAAAAGAAAGAAAGAAAGACAGACAGAAAGAAAGAAGGAAAGAAAGACAGAAAGAAAAAAGAGAAAGAAAGAAGUGCUUGUGCGGCUCGUGUUUUGUCCCCAGCAGUCCCCUGUGGAGAUCCAGAGCAGGGGUGUGGUGUGAAGAGCUGACGAAACACCCUAAGCACAAGGCUGAGGAGGGAUGUGGACCUGGGCAGGCUGAGGAAGACCGGCGUGGUGCCCUGACCUCACCUGCCCAGUUUGCAGCACUUGCACACAUUUCGGAGUCUGUAUUUUCUAGAUGGUUCUCUGUCUUACUGAAGCUGCGCUGGGCAGUUCUGGCAAUCAUUAAGGCACACAGAUUUCUAUUUUAAGCUAGUUUUUGAUAAUGUAAUUUUAUGAGUAAAUAGGGUUUUUUUGUUUUGUUGUUUUUUUUUUUUUUUAGCUAGAAGCUGAACUUUUAUGUGGGGUGAGCCACAGACUGAGUGGUUCUUGAGUAACUGUAUUUAAAACCAUUAUUAGCUUUUGUUUAAGAACAAAACCCAUGGGGAACUAAGUGGUUCAUUCACCAAAUCCAAAACUAAAGAAAAUCUAAAGGUGUUAUUUUGAAAUAUAGAAAGCAUUUUUAUAUUCAGAAUGUUUUUUAGCCUAAAAGUUAUAUAUAUUUGUACCUUCUAUAUUUUCCAAAUAAGAGCUCAAUUUGUUAUGAUGCUGAGUCAGUUAAUGUGAAUUUGGGGAUAAAGGCACAUUAUUUAAAAACAUCAAAGAAUCAGAUUCACUGUGUUUUCAGUAUUAUUAAUAAGCAUAAACGAGUUUGAUUUUAUUGGUUGAAAAUGAAGAAAGCAGUUGCAUAGGAUGGUUUUAAGCACUUUUUUGUUAAAAAUGAGUUUAAUAUAUGUGGCUUUAUAUUUUAAACAACAACAGUGGACACUAUUUCAGAGAAAAGGGCUACGAGUAUGUAAGAUGACUAGGACAAGAGUAAGUGCCUGUCGUGGUCACGCAGGACAGCUUGGUCGUUACAGAAACGCAGUAUUAUGUAUAAUCACACUGAGAGCUGAGGUGGAGAGUGAGGUCUCUGAGCUUGGGGGUAGACCCCAGGGGGCUAUGCACAGGGAAUUCAAGGUCUGCCAUUGUCAGUGAUGUACUUCCUUUAUUUGGGGUUCCCUGUACUUUUUCCCCCUACAACCAAGUUCAGGUUUGCAUUAUCAUUAAAAGGCUUGGUUUUCUUUAGGUUGAAAGAAGGAAACAGUUAAGGAGUGGUUCCUUUCCCGCAACCACAUCCCAAACUUAUGGGGCCACCAGAAAUGGCUGUAGUAUUCAGGGAGUACUUGAAUUUAGCACCUUAAUCCUGUCCUCACCCUGGGAUCACUUCUAGGCACUUGGUCCUCCUCUAUCUGGCUGGUCAGAACCAGAUCAGGUCUGAAGGGGAGAGUGUUGUCCUUGCUUUGUUAGAAGUGGAGGACAAGCUGGUACCUUUGGCUGACCCCCCUCUCCCACUCUCCCCACACCGGAUUCUGCUUCACCGUGUAGACCUUCUAGAAUGUUGGAUCUAGGAUUAGCUCCCAAAUGAUAAUGUUCUGCCCUCAUUCUGAUUUGAUCUCUGUGGUGAGCUUCACCUUACAUGACAGACAGGCACCAGCCCAACUAAGCACAGUAGACUCACAUGGAAAGCACGCCCCAGGAUGGUAUUGGAGGUUUGGGUGGUGUAUGUUCCAUCUCAUACCAUAUGAAGGACAGGACUUUUUCUUCCAAUGGUACGUUGUUUGAAGACGCUUUCAGUCACACUUAAACAUCUGGAAAUAUCCCACUGACAAGAACAUAUUGUAAAACAAAACUUUAAUUAAAGAGUAAUAUAUGGCA